Syngnathus acus (greater pipefish) is the source of this 5376-nucleotide messenger RNA. It is a transcript of the gene prex2, whose product is annotated as phosphatidylinositol-3,4,5-trisphosphate-dependent Rac exchange factor 2. Lineage: Eukaryota; Metazoa; Chordata; Actinopteri; Syngnathiformes; Syngnathidae. The transcript is spliced from 41 exons. The coding region runs from base 191 to 5026 and encodes 1611 amino acids. Gene Ontology annotation, molecular function: guanyl-nucleotide exchange factor activity; protein binding. The record is from RefSeq and is a predicted model, not a curated record. Gene Ontology annotation, biological process: intracellular signal transduction.
AUGGGCUGGCUGGCUGGCUCGCUCACUUGAAACGGGCUCGCAUCUUUUUUUAAGCUUUACCUUUCACUACUUUUUGCCACUUUUUUUCUUUCUUGAAAUUGCUGCAAAGUUAACAAGCAAGCAGCCCCAUAUUUGAACGAUGCCCGAGAAGGUGUAAUUUUCCUUUUGUUUGCCUUUUAUUUUUGACACCAUGACAGAGGAGAGCAGAAGCGAACACAGAAGUGAGAGCGGGAAGGAUUGGGACAAGCAGCUCCGCUUGCGAGUGUGCGUCCUCAACGAGCUUCUGAAGACGGAACGGGAUUAUGUCGCCACCCUGGAGUUCCUCUCGGUGUUCCUGCAUCGACUGAACCAAUACGCUGCCACCAAAAUGGACAAAAACAUCACGGAGGAAACGGUCAAAAUGUUGUUCUCCAACAUUGCGGACAUCCUGACGGUGCACAAAGACUUCCUGUCCAUGGUGGAGGAGCUGCUGCAGCCCGAGCCGCACGCUCACCAUGUCGUCGGACGCUGUUUUUUGCACUUUAGGCGGCGUUUCCAGAUUUACGACGAAUACUGCGGAAAUUACGAGAAGGCGCAGCGGCUGCUGCUGGAGCUCAACAAGAUCCGCAGCGUCCGUACGUGCUUGCUGAACUGCAUGUUGCUGGGAGGGCGGAAGAACACCGAAGUGCCGCUGGAGGGCUACCUGCUGGCUCCCAUUCAGAGGAUCUGCAAGUACCCGUUGCUGCUCCGAGAGCUCCUUAAGCGGACGCCCAAGAAGCACGAAGACUACGCGCCGGUGCAGGAGUCGCUGCAGGUGAUGAAGGCCGUGUGCUCGGGCAUCAACGAAGCCAAGCGGCAGAUGGAAAAACUGGAGCUCCUGGAAGAGUGGCAGUCGCACAUCGAAGGCUGGGAGGGUUCCAAUAUUACCGACACGUGCACGGAGAUGCUCAUGCACGGCGUCCUGCUGAAGAUCUCCGCCGGCAACGUGCAGGAGAGGAUCUUCUUCCUGUUUGACAAGCUCCUGGUCUACUGCAAGAAGAAAAGCAGACGUUUGAAAAACAGCAAAGCCACCACGGAGGCUCCUCGCUAUCUGUUCAGAGGCAGAAUCAACACAGAAGUGAUGGAAGUGGAGAACGUGGACGACGGAACAGCCGACUACCACAGCUCCGGCAACAUCGUCAACAACGGCUGGAAGAUCCACAACACGGCCAAGAACAAGUGGUUUGUGUGUAUGGCCAAGACGGCGGAGGAGAAGCACGAGUGGCUGGAGGCCAUCAUGAAGGAGCGCGAACGUCGCAAAGGAGUGACGCUGGGCAUGGAGCAGGACACGUGGCUGAUGGUGUCCGAGAAGGGGGAGAAGCUCUACCAGCUGAUGAGCAAAGGACACCUCAUCAAAGACCGCAAACGCAAGCUCAGCACUUUUCCAAAGUGCUUCCUUGGAAGUGAGUUUGUAACCUGGCUGAUGGAAAUGGGCGAGACGGGCAACCCGGAGGAGGGCGUCCACCUCGGUCAGGCCCUGCUGGAGAAUGGCAUCAUCCACCACGUUACCGACAAGCACCAGUUCAAAGCCGAGCCCGUCUUGUAUCGCUUUCGCUACGACGACGGCACCUACCAUCCCAGGAGCGACAUGCACGACGUCAUAUCGAAGGGCGUUCGCCUGUUCUGUCGGCUUCACAGCCUCUUCACUCCCGUCAUCAGGGACAAGGAUUACCAUUUGAGGACGUACAAAUCGGUGGUGAUGGCCAACAAGCUUAUCGAUUGGCUUAUAGCACAGGGCGACUGCAGAACGAGAGAGGAGGCGCUGAUUUUGGGAGUCGAGCUAUGCGACAAUGGAUUCGUGCAUCACGUGCUGGAGAAGAGCGAAUUCAAGGACGAGCCGCUGCUCUUUCGCUUCUUUGCCGACGAGGAGAUGGAGGGCUCCAACACCAAACACAAGCCGGUCAAGCAUGACCUGAAGAUAGUGGAAAACGUCAUCUCCAAGUGUCUCCUGAUUAGACCCAGUGACGCAGGCUACGGAUUCACGCUGGAGGAGAGGAACAGGCUGCCCAUCAUCAAGUCGGUGGAGAAGGGCUCACCUGCUGAGAUGGCCGGCCUGGAGGUGGGGAAGAAGCUGUUUGCCAUCAACGGAGACCUGGUGUUCCUCAGGCCUUUCUCGGAAGUGGCCGUUCUCCUCAGGCGGUGUUUCCUCAGCAAGGGGCCGCUCCGGGUCCUGGUCAGCACCAAGCCCAGGGAGACUGUGAAGAUUCCCGACUCGGUGGACGGUUUGGGCUUCCAGAUUCGCGGUUUCGGCCCCUCCGUGGUUCACGCCGUCGGAAGAGGUACGGUGGCGGCCAUGGCCGGGCUGCACCCGGGCCAGUGCAUCAUCAAGGUGAACGGCAUCAAUGUUAGCAAGGAGAGCCACGCCAGCGUCAUCGCUCACGUGACGGCGUGCCGCAAGUACAGGCGACCCUCGCAGCAAGAUACAAUCAAGUGGGUGUAUAACAACAGUGAGAGCGCCCACGAGGACAACCAGAGGAGCAACCGCCAGGCCACCCCGGAGGACAACGCCGACGUCUUUGAGUGCAAAGUCGAAGAGGCGAUGGACAAGUUCAACACCAUCGCCAUCAUGGACGGCAACAAGGACCACGUGAGCCUUACGGUGGACAACGUUCACCUGGAGUACGGCGUGGUGUACGACUACGACAGCACGGCCGGCAUCAAGUGUCACGUCUUGGAGAAGAUGCUGGAGCCCAAAGGCUUCUUCAGCCUCACUGCCAAGAUCCUGGAAGCUCUGGCGCAUAACGACGACACGCUGGUGCGGACGUGCGCUAAGCUGACUUCCGGCCGUGACGUCAUCCCCGAGCAGCUGCGGACGCCGUUCCAUGCGGUGUGCGCCGAGAGGGUGGAGCACAUCAACCGACGCAUCACCAACUACAGAAAGUUUGCCCGAGUGCUGAAAAACAGGGCCUGGCCUACCUUCAAGCAGGCGAAGGGCAAGGUGUCCCCCCUGCACAGCAGCGACUUUUGCCCCACCAAUUGUCACGUCAACACCAUGGAGGUGUCCUACCCCAAGACAAGCACCUCCCUGGGAAGCUCCUUCGGGGUGCAGCUGGACAAGCGCAAGAGCACGCCGGAGAAAAGCGGGCGAUACGCUGCUGAGCAGGGUAAGCUGAGCCCCAUGGUCCACAUCCAACACACCAUCACCUCCAUGGCGGCCCCCUCGGGACACAGCCUGGGGCGCACCGAGGGCCACGGCCUGCGCUUCCUGCUCCGAGAGGACCACCUCCUCACCCUGGACGCUUACCAGAAGCUCCUGGACAAGCUGGACACCGUCGUCAAGGAGACGGAGACACACGCCGGACAUAUUCACCACCUCUUAUCGUCCAUCACGUGCCCGCCGGCGACGGAGGCCAAGAGCCCGGAGAGUUUCGUAUCGGCCGAGAGUGACAACGACAAGGGCGAGCGAAACGGGAAGAAAGUGUGCUUCAACGUGGCAGGGGACGAGCAGGAAGACUCGGGCCACGACACCAUCAGCAACCGGGACUCGUACAGUGACUGUAACAGUAACAGGAAUUCCAUCGCCUCCUUCACCAGCAUCUGCAGCAGCCAUUGCAGCUCCUACGUCCACAGCGACGAGAUGGACUCGGGGGAAGAGGUGGCAUCCAGCGUGUGGCUGUCUCAUGAAAAGCAGAAGAAGCUUCACAGCUUCCUGGAGCACCUUUUCAGCCAGGUGGACUCCAUCACCAGCAUGCUGCGAGGCGCACUGGUGGCACGGGCUUUCGAGCAAACCAAGUGCUUCACGCCCGGGAGAGGCUUUCAAGAAUUUGAGCAAGAGAUGGAAGCCGAGAUGAACUCCGCCAAGAGCUUGCGUCUCCACGUCAAGCAGGAUCCCUGGAACCUUCCCGCUAGCGUCCAGACGCUCACGCAAACCGUGGCAAAGUUUGUGGAAGAGGUGAAGACCAGGCUGCUCUUAGUGCUGCUGCAGUAUACAGAUUCUGAGAUCCAGUUGCGUCGAGAUAUGGUCUUUUGUCAGUCGCUGGUGGCUGCCGUCUGCGCCUUCUCCGAGCACCUGCUCGCUGUUCUCAAUCAGUUCCACUGUGCAGGCAAAGAGUCGGAGUUGGAGCAGGACCCCCAGGACCUGCAGGAGGUUCAGGAGGCCAGCGCACGAUGGUUGGAGCAGAUUGCCAGUGUAGGCCUGCUCUUCCACUUCCAAUCGCUUCUCUCGCCUAACCUGACCGACGAGCAGGCCAUGCUGGAGGACACUCAGGUGGCGCUGGUGGACCUGGAGAAAGUCACCUUCUACUUUCAGCACUUUGAAGGAGAGCCCCGAGUGGCCAACAUGCCUGUGUGGUACCACGUGGAGGGCACCAGGCAGCAGCUGAAGGUUUUCCUCCAGCUAGAGAAUUUUUACUUCUCUCAAUUGCCAGCCCGGCUGAGAGCCGGCGGGGUCAAAAUCCAUCCCGUGCUCUUCACGCAAGCACUGGAGAGCAUGGAGGGCUACUACUACAGAGACAAUGUGUCUGUGGAGGAGUACCAGGCCCAGAUCAACGCCACCUCGUUGGACAAAGUCAAGCAGUACUACAAGAGGCUGAGGGCUUUCUACAUGGAUCAGUCCAACAUGCCGCCCAGCUCUGCACCCAAAGCUGCUCUCAUAGAUAAGCUGAUGCGUCCCCUGAAUGCGGUGGACGAGCUCCGCCGUCUGCUGGAGAGCUUCAUCCGCUGCCGCCGCGCGGCCGCCUGCCAGUACACCGCCUGCGGGGCGUCCGGGGUGGGCCUGCUGACGGUGGCCUCGGAGCUGUGCUCGCGCCUGGGGGCCGCCCACGUGGUCAUGUGCAACAACGGCGUUCACCGUUGCACUCUGAGCGUGACGCUGGAGCAGGCCAUCCUCUUAGCCCGCAACCACGGGCUGCCGCCUCGCUGCAUUCUGCAGGCCACCGAUGUCAUGAGGAAACAGGGUGCCCGAGUUCAGAACUCCGCCAAGAAUCUCGGGGUGAGGGAUCGGACGCCGUCGUCUGUGCCGAGGUUGUACAAGCUGUGCCAGCCUCCGCCCCCUGAUGGCGACCCGUAAUGUAUCGCAAAUAUGAAGACCCCAAUUUUUAUUUUAUUUUUUCUUACACAUCAGCAUAUAAAUAUGUCCAACCUUUUGUGUAAAUAGAAUUUUUCAAAAGCAUACUAAUAUUUUUAUAAUAUUUGCAACCUGUGUUUGGAACAUCUCCACUCCUUAUAUGUUUAUUGUAAAUAUACAUUUUUAUGAUGAUUAUUUCCAAUAGUAUAUCAGUACUCUGUUUUUUUUAACUGCAUUACUCAGGUUUCAGGCAUAUAGAUUGCAUAUUAGCGCCGAUGGUAGCUCGCGACGAUGCAAACUGAAAGCAGCACCAAUAAGCUAGGUUUGUUUUGUUUACCCAAAAUAGUAUUAUA